CAGGCUUCGAACGAGGCUCAAUUCUACACAUUUGAGGCGUUGGAUAUUGAUGGGAAUAAUGUUUCCAUGGAAAAGUAUAGGGGCAACGUGGUUAUCGUCGUAAACGUCAAGAACUAUGCUCAGCUGCAGGAUUUGUAUACCCAAUAUGGCAGCCAGGGCCUCAGAAUUCUUGCCUUCCCCUGUAACCAAUUCCGUAAUCAGGAACCGGGAACGAAUGCUGAGAUCAAGGAAGCUGCCAGAAAUAAGUAUGGGCUUACUUUCGACUUCUUCAGCAAAGUCGAUGUCAACGGUUCCAAUGCCUUGCCGCUCUUCACUUACCUCCGAAACACUCUUAAGGGGACGAUCACCAAUAGUAUUAAGUGGAACUUCACGAAGUUCCUCAUUGACCGAAAUGGAGUCCCGUACAAGCGCUACUCUCCGACAACUGAUCCCAAGGUAAUGCAGUGCACAAGGAUGUAA
Messenger RNA from Hydatigera taeniaeformis, 459 nucleotides. NCBI's taxonomy places the organism in Eukaryota, Metazoa, Platyhelminthes, Cestoda, Cyclophyllidea, Taeniidae. The record is from the annotation of a GenBank genome assembly.